Messenger RNA from Photinus pyralis (common eastern firefly), 2225 nucleotides. Its product is annotated as heat shock protein 70 B2-like. The transcript is spliced from 3 exons. Gene Ontology annotation, biological process: protein refolding; cellular response to unfolded protein. Gene Ontology annotation, molecular function: misfolded protein binding; ATP-dependent protein folding chaperone; ATP hydrolysis activity. The record is from RefSeq and is a predicted model, not a curated record. NCBI's taxonomy places the organism in Eukaryota, Metazoa, Arthropoda, Insecta, Coleoptera, Lampyridae. Bases 56 to 1948 code for a protein of 630 amino acids. Gene Ontology annotation, cellular component: cytoplasm.
UGAGGAAAACGCGCGAUCAGUUCAGUUUUGACGCGCGUUCACCAAAAGACCAAAAAUGGUUAAGUUACCUGCGAUCGGUAUCGAUUUGGGUACCACGUACUCCUGUGUCGGUGUUUUUCAACAUGGGAAAGUGGAAAUUAUCGCAAACGAUCAAGGAAAUCGAACGACGCCCAGCUACGUCGCCUUCAACGACACAGAAAGGCUGAUCGGGGAUGCGGCUAAAAACCAGGUGGCGAUGAACCCUAAAAAUACGGUAUUUGACGCCAAAAGAUUAAUCGGACGAAAAUUCGACGAUCCCAAAAUCCAAGACGAUAUGAAACAUUGGUCGUUUACGGUCGUCAAUGAUGGCGGUAAACCUAAAAUACAGGUCGAGUACAAGGGGGAGAUUAAGAAGUUUUCACCCGAAGAAAUUAGCUCCAUGGUUUUAGUCAAAAUGCGCGAAAUCGCCGAAUCGUUUCUAGGUGGUAAAAUAACCGACGCUGUCGUCACCGUUCCCGCCUAUUUUAAUGACUCGCAACGUCAGGCGACGAAAGACGCGGGGUCGAUUGCCGGCCUGAACGUUUUGCGUAUUAUCAACGAGCCCACCGCGGCCGCUUUGGCUUAUGGCUUAGAUAAGAAUUUGAAAGGGGAGAGACACGUGCUCAUUUUCGAUUUGGGCGGUGGCACUUUCGACGUUUCCAUCUUGACGAUCGACGAAGGUUCUUUGUUUGAAGUGAAAUCGACGGCGGGCGACACUCACUUGGGGGGCGAAGAUUUUGAUAAUCGUCUGGUAAACCACUUCGUUGAGGAGUUUAAGCGAAAGCACCACAAAGACUUAAAGGGUAAUACGCGAGCCCUGCGUCGCCUGAGAACUGCCUGCGAACGGGCUAAAAGGACACUGUCUUCGAGCACCGAAGCGAGUUUGGAGAUUGAUGCUUUGCACGAUGGCGUUGACUUUUACUCAAAAGUCACGCGAGCACGUUUUGAGGAGCUUUGCAUGGAUUUGUUCCGUUCAACACUGCAACCGGUCGAACGGGCUUUGACUGAUGCGAAACUCGACAAGGGCACAAUUCACGAUGUCGUCCUCGUCGGUGGCUCGACGAGAAUUCCAAAAAUUCAGAAGAUGCUGCAAGACUUCUUCUGCGGCAAAGCCUUGAAUUUGUCGAUAAAUCCGGAUGAAGCGGUUGCGUAUGGUGCGGCAGUGCAAGCCGCCAUUUUAAUUGGGGACACCAGCUCGCAAAUCCAAGACGUCCUAUUAGUGGACGUCGCGCCCCUGUCUUUGGGCAUCGAAACGGCUGGCGGCGUUAUGACCAAGCUCGUGGAGCGCAACUCUCGCAUCCCCUGCAAGCAACAACAAACCUUCACCACGUACAGCGACAACCAACCCGCCGUCACCAUACAAGUGUUUGAAGGCGAGCGCGCCAUGACCAAGGAUAACAACCUUUUGGGUACCUUUAACCUAUCCGGCAUACCACCCGCGCCACGCGGUGUUCCCAAAAUCGAAGUCACCUUCGACCUCGACGCCAACGGCAUCUUGAACGUUUCGGCGAAGGACAGCAGCACCGGCAAAUCGGAACGCAUCACAAUCACAAACGACAAGGGACGACUGUCCAAAGACGAAAUUGACCGCAUGUUAUCCGAGGCGGAGAAGUACAAGGCUGAAGACGAGAAGCAGCGCGAGCGAAUCAUCGCACGUAACCAGCUGGAAGGUUACAUUUUCAACGCAAAACAGGCUGCCGAAGAUGCUCCAGCCGAUAAGCUAACCGAAGACGACAAGAAGUUGGUACGGGACCGAUGCUCCGAAGUGCUCACUUGGCUGGACGGAAAUCAAUUGGCCGAAAAGGACGAGUUUGAGGAUAAGCUGAAACAAUUGCAGAAAGACUGCAGUCCGGUUAUGACGAAAUUGCAUCAAGGUGCUCAAGCUGGUCCAGGAGGUAAAGCGGGACCUACGGUUGAAGAGGUCGAUUAACCCUUUAUUACAUUACUCUCAUAUUUAUUUUUGUAUAUUUGGAUUAUUGUAACUCUCUACAUUCUGUAAAUUACAUUGUCUUUGUCUCGUCGACAAAUGUCCCAGUGGUUCUCAACCGGUUCUCUCUGGAAGGCGCGAAGUACAAGGAGAUUAAUUAUUGCUACAGUUAUUUCUUUAAUAAUGAAACACAAAACAACUAUUGUAGACGUUUCAAUGUCUAAAAGGUUGAGAACCACUGUUGUAUACUCUCUGACCGACCGCACAAAAUUGAAUUUAA